Messenger RNA from Hippopotamus amphibius kiboko, 981 nucleotides. RefSeq names its product olfactory receptor-like protein OLF4. Gene Ontology annotation, cellular component: membrane. Bases 31 to 981 code for a protein of 316 amino acids. The record is from RefSeq and is a predicted model, not a curated record. Gene Ontology annotation, biological process: G protein-coupled receptor signaling pathway. Lineage: Eukaryota; Metazoa; Chordata; Mammalia; Artiodactyla; Hippopotamidae. The transcript has a single exon. Gene Ontology annotation, molecular function: olfactory receptor activity; G protein-coupled receptor activity.
UUCCUCUUUCCUGGAAGUUACCUCCACCACAUGGACCUAUUGAAUGACACACAAGUUUCAGAAAUUCUUCUUCUGGGAUUUUCAGAAGACGCAGAAUUGCAACCGCUCGUAUUUGGGCUUUUCCUCUCCAUGUACCUGAUCACUGUGUUCGGGAACCUGCUCAUCAUCCUGGCUGUCAGCUCAGACUCCCAUCUCCACACCCCCAUGUACUUCUUCCUCUCCAACCUGUCCUUUGUAGACAUCUGUUUCACCUCCACCACCAUCCCAAAGAUGCUGUGGAACAUUCAGACCCAGAGCAAAGUCAUCACCUAUGAAGGUUGCAUCAUCCAGAUGUAUUUUUAUAUACUAUUUGUAUGUUUGGAUGACUUUCUCCUGACUGUGAUGGCCUAUGACCGGUUUGUGGCCAUCUGUCACCCCCUGCACUACAUGGUCAUCAUGAGCCCCCGGCUCUGUGGACUGCUGGUGCUGGUGUCCUGGAUCAUGUGUGUCCUGCAUUCCUUGUUGCAUAGCUUAUUGGUAUUGAGAUUGUCCUUCUGCACAGACUUGGAAAUUCCUCAUUUUUUUUGUGAAUUCAAGCAGAUUGUCCAAUCUGCCUGUUCUGACACUUUUGUUAAUGAUAUAGUGAUAUAUUUUGCAGCUGUGCUGCUGGGUGGUGGUCCUCUGUUUGGUAUCCUUUACUCUUACUCAAAGAUAGUUUCCUCUCUACGUGGAAUCUCAGCUCAGGGGAAGUAUAAAGCAUUUUCCACCUGUGCAUCUCACCUCUCCAUUGUCUCCUUGUUUUAUUGUACAGUCUUAGGAGUGUACUUUACCCCUGCUGCUACCCACAGCUCACACUCAAGUGCAACAGCCUCGGUGAUGUACACUGUGGUCACACCCAUGCUGAACCCCUUCAUCUACAGUCUGAGGAACAAAGACAUAAAGAGGACUCUGGAAAGAUUAUUUGGGAAGAAAACUAUAAAUGGGCCAGUUUUCCUAAGGUGA